Molecule: messenger RNA, 315 nt
Organism: Cladocopium goreaui
Lineage: Eukaryota; Dinophyceae; Suessiales; Symbiodiniaceae
Source: the annotation of a GenBank genome assembly
AUGGACUCACCAGGGACGGGGAUCCGGGAUGAUCAGGCAGGACCCAAGGAAGCCGCAGCUGGUGCUGGUCUGCUUUUUAGGCGCGACGGAGGCGUGACCUACGGAGAGAUUGCCGCACUGCGACGCCUCGCUCAGCUGGAAGAAGGGCGGCGGAGGUUCCUGAUCGUGACCUCGGAGUACAUCAAUCCCAAGAAACUCUUCGAGUCGAUGCGCUGCGAGGCGGUGCUGAAUUUACCUCCGCUGGACGCCACCAAAACGGCCGCCAGCGGUGAGGCGCGGCGAGGCUUCGGAGGGUUCUGGCCCACCGCGAGAUGA